Neltuma alba is the source of this 1969-nucleotide messenger RNA. Its product is annotated as zinc finger protein MAGPIE. Gene Ontology annotation, cellular component: nucleus. The record is from RefSeq and is a predicted model, not a curated record. NCBI's taxonomy places the organism in Eukaryota, Viridiplantae, Streptophyta, Magnoliopsida, Fabales, Fabaceae. Gene Ontology annotation, molecular function: DNA-binding transcription factor activity.
GAGGGAGAGGAGAAGAGAGAGAAGAGACAGAGAGAUCCCAUCUUGCUUAUAUCAGUUUGUGUUGUUUAGGGCUGGAAGCCAUAAUUAAAAGAGCUUGCCUGUUCUCUGAAGUUUUCUUCUCUUAAAUGAAUUCGUCAUCAUAUCACUAAUACUUCUCAUCAGCUUUAACUGUUUACUUUCUUCUGGGUUUCUCACAACUAAGGAGAAGAAGAAACACGAGCUGAGAUAUUAUAGAUGCUGUUGGAGAAGAUGGACGACGGAGAAAUUUCAAAUAUCGGCUUUCCUCAGAACCACCCACCAACCGCUGCAUCAUCUAACAAUACCGAUCCUCCUCCGGUUCUCAAGAGAAAGAGAAACCUCCCAGGGAACCCUGAUCCUGAAGCGGAAGUGAUAGCCCUAUCUCCCAAGACUCUUAUGGCGACCAACAGAUUUCUGUGUGAAAUCUGUGGAAAAGGCUUCCAGAGGGAUCAAAAUCUGCAACUUCAUCGACGUGGGCAUAAUCUUCCGUGGAAGCUGAAACAGAGGACAAGCAAAGAAGUGAAAAAGCGAGUGUAUGUGUGCCCAGAAAAAAGCUGCGUGCACAACCACCCAUCGAGGGCUCUGGGAGAUUUGACUGGCAUCAAAAAGCACUUCUGCAGAAAGCACGGUGAGAAGAAGUGGAAGUGCGAGAAGUGCUCAAAGCGUUAUGCUGUUCAGUCUGAUUGGAAAGCCCACUCCAAAACCUGUGGUACUAGGGAAUACAAAUGUGACUGUGGCACCAUCUUUUCACGGAGGGAUAGCUUCAUCACACAUAGGGCCUUCUGUGAUGCCCUAGCAGAAGAAACAGCAAGAGUGAACGCCGCAUCCAACAUGAACAACAACAUAAGUUACAAUAAUAUAAUUGGAGCUGCUUUACUAGGACCAAACAACAACAAUAUGUCAACCCAUUUUCCUUCAAUCUUGAAGCCAAUCUCAAACACCAAUACCGAGGAAGCAAAUAAUCAAACACCUAUUAGAGGGCUAUCCCUAUGGAUGGGUCAUCAUCAUCAACCUCACCAAUCUGAUCAUCAUCAAACAAUAAUGCCUAGUAAUGGCAAUAUCGGUAACCCUCAUGAUCAGAAUAUGCAUCAUCAACUUGGGAACCACCAGCUUGUUUCUUCACACCCGCAGCAGUUAAAUUGGGUGUUUGGAAACAAGCUUAUUUCAAGUUCUUCAUCAUGCCAAGAGCUAGCAAGCACCUCAAUUGGAAUGAUUAGUGUUCCUUCCUUGUACAGCUCCCAAAAUCAUCAAACAUACCAAACAACCUCGGCAAACAUGUCGGCUACAGCGCUGUUGCAAAAAGCUGCUCAGAUAGGAGCAACCUCGACCACCUGUGACCCCACAUUUCUGGGGAGCUUAGGGUUAAAAUGUAGUACUAGUCAAGGUGUUCAAGAAGAUGAUCAAGGGAGCAACAAGUAUUAUGGCAUGUACGGUUCGGGUUCGGGUUCAGGUUCGGUUCUCACUAAUGUUGGUGGUGGAGGAAGUGAUCAGACGACAGAGAACAACCAGGCAAGUGAAAUGUCACAAAUGCACCCGGCAAAACGCCCAAGGCAGGUAUUACAGAAUGAAGAAGGAGGGCAAACUAGGGAUUUCCUUGGUGUUGGUGGUGUGCAAACCAUUUGCCACCCUUCAUCAAUCAAUGGAUGGGUCUGAUUUGUUUCGUUAGGUUUAAUAUUUAAGACUAAUAUCAGACACAGUGCCACACUUCAAAUUACAUUCGAAAACUACAUUUUUUCCGUUCUGUCACAUAGUGUUCCCUGAAAAUUUCCUUGGUUAUAUAGUGUACAAUCAGCUAAUGCAUGGAAUAAUAAAACUUCUGCAAAAGUGGGUAAAUUAAUUAGUUGAUUUCACUACCUAAAACAUCCACUUUAAAGAGUUUUAAUGGUCCACCGUACAGUGAGGUUGUACAUUGUAUACAUGAAAGAAAUUACAGCAGUAGUAGUUCCAUUUU